Messenger RNA from Penicillium samsonianum, 4056 nucleotides. RefSeq lists its product as uncharacterized. The record is from RefSeq and is a predicted model, not a curated record. Bases 1 to 4056 code for a protein of 1351 amino acids. Lineage: Eukaryota; Fungi; Ascomycota; Eurotiomycetes; Eurotiales; Aspergillaceae. The transcript has 3 exons.
AUGCGUCUCCACCUUGUUAUCUCGCGCCAUGGCCUGCCGGUCACACGCAUUCUCUGGACGACGACUUCGUCUACUUCUGUACUAGGCGAAUAUGGAACUCAACGCCCGGCAUCAACCGCAGCUGUCGCAUCGUCUCGCACCCCGAACAUCGCCUUCUCGAAUGGCGGGUACACGGUCGCACAACUCCUCGAGGAUGUGAACGAAGUUGUGCCGCUGGAAACUGAACCGAGUGUCUUUGAUGCGGAGUUCAGUGGCCAGUGGGGAUUGGAAGAUUAUGUUGUCGAAGUUGCUGGUUCGGAAUGCCUCCAUUUUAUGGAGGUUGAUGGCUUGCUCCGAGAUGGAGACGAAGUUGUUAUUCGUGCCCUUCAAUUAGCAGACCUCCGGACCAGAAGGCUGUGUGGUCGCCACCAAAUUACUGCCGAGGGCAAGCAUUUGAUCGACGGCGUGCCUUUCGGGUCACCAUUCUUGAAGAGAACUACCUCUACACGACCUGCAAUUACCAUACCCCCAAGGAAGAAACGGCGUACGGUUUUUUCCGGCUGGGAGCACGCUCCAGAGUUUGUGACCGAGGAAGUACAUGCCGACGAGGAAUGUGAUGGAGAGUGGCUUCCGCCUCCAAACACCGGGUUCGGAAAGGAGCUUUCUAUCAUGCCCGCCGAACAUGAAGAGUCCCUGGGCACAGUUAUUCGGCAUCCUGUUGAUCACACCGCGGAAUCUGACAGUGAAGCGGAUAUGUCUGAGAUGCCUGAAAUUGAGGAAGAUGAAUUGGAGAGCGAACUCCAAGCGCUCAAAGAGGACUUUGAAGAAGCUUCUCAAUUUGUUGAUAUCAGGAACCAGACUCGAAAUGCCAGUGGACACCCACUACGUGCUACCUCGAUAGUCAAGCGACCAACUUCCAAGGGGUCACUUGCAGCUGCCUCAUCUCUUUCCAGCAAACGGUCUCGCGCAGAUGACUCAUCUCCCAGGACCUCCAAGGCUGUGAGAUUCAAUAAGGGAGAUGAGCAGGAGGAUGAGGAUAUGCCUGAUCUCCCACAAGUUCCGCAAGCCCCACAGGUUGAAAGUGCUGCUGAAAUUUCCGUUUCUGAUUCUUCUGAUUCUUCUGCGUCUUCCUCAGACAGCGACUCUGAUGAUUCUGAGGAUCAUGAUUCUGACGAUGAUGAUUCUUCGAGCGAGGUGGAGCCUGCGGCGGAGGCACCUGAUUCUGGUUCAUCCUCAAGCUCUGAUUCAUCUGAUUCAUCAGACUCUGAUUCCGAGGAGGAAGCCGCCCCGCCUAUCGAAAAGGUGCAACAACCGGUUUCUGUGGGCGCUCCUGGUGAAGGGUCCAUACGCACCAAAAAGAGUAACAACCGCAUCAAACUACGCCGCCGUCUAUCUAAGCUCAAGGAGCUAGGCGCUCUCCCCCAACAAGCAGGUUUCGAUGCAUUGCGGGAGUGGGAAGACAGUCACGGAGGCUGGCAUACCCCGGAACAAUAUCCUAUCCCGGAGCCAUCUGUGCAACCUCAACAACCUGUGGAACCGGAACAAGAACCUGCCGAAUCUUCCAGCAAAAAGCAAAAGAGAGAGAAAAAAGAACAGGAGCAGAAAGAGUUCGAAGCCAGGCGCCAGAAACUGCUUCGCGAUCUUGCGUCAGGUAAUGGUGUUGAUGUGGACGAGACAUCGGAGAAGGAAAAUGUCCCGCCCGCUGCAUCCGCCGUUGCAGAGACACGUAUUUCAGAAGAAGUGCCCGGUAAGGAUCAGCAGGAGCAGGAACCUUCGAACCGACGUACCCUGGACAUCUCCAGCUCACGACGCAUGCUGUUCGGAUCUCUGGGAAUGCGAACCCCGAAGACCAAGGAAGACGAAGAAGAAACACGGAGAAAGCUCGCUGCCAAAGCUAGUGCAUGCGGGCGCCGAAACAAACCUUCUAAGCGAGAAGCCCAAGAAGAGACCGACCAGAUGCAAGAGGAUGAAGAUGCGUCCGACAUUGAUUGGCAAAACAAGCUUGUCAUCCGUGCUGUCGAGUGUCUCUAUCCCCAAGUUGAUAUGACCGCGCCUCCUUAUCCUUUUGUUCAACGUUGGGAUCAAGAAGCCAAUGCAUUGAUCCGUGAGCUCAAAGGCCCCAACAAGAAGCGGAAGAGAAAGCAGCGUGUUCAAGUCUACGAAGGAUAUGAGGAGCAGGAGGAAUACGAUGAAAAUGGGAAUUAUUACGGCCAGGAUGGCCAAGCUAAUCAGGAGGGUUAUUACGAAGGUGAAGCCGAUCCCCAAUAUGAGGGCCAUUGGGAAGGCGAAGCUGCUCCUUACUAUGAAGGCCAUUAUGCAGGCGAGGCUGAAGGAGAUCAGAUCAAUUAUGACGAUGCUCCUGAACCCGAACAAGCUACCUUCGAUGACCUCCCUUCCAUUCCCGCCGACAUGAGUUCUGUUCCUGAUUUGACUGAGAGCGAGGCGAAGGUCGGCGCAAUCAUUGCAUUCCGGCAGCUAGACAUGUCCAAAGCCACGAACUGGCAGCCUCAGAUGUCUGAGUACCGAGUAGCUGAGGUGCGCUCUGUUAAAGACCAUGGAUUGAUUAAUGUACUACUGGCCAAGCGAGACCGAAAGCCCCGAUCAGCAUCCAGCGAGUAUGACGAGCCCCGUCAAUUCAGCAAGUUUGAAGUACCAGACCUAGCCAACGACGAGGGGGAGGAUGACGGCUAUCGCGAGCUUGCCUUUGCGGAACUCAGCGAUCCGAAGCUUCUCCAACCCGCAGCACAGUCGGGUGCGGAAUCUGAGGACCAGAACAAUACUCGAGAAGGUAGCAUUGUCUCUGUAGUUCAAGAAACCGUACCGAACGCCCAACCAGCCUUUUCUGAAGAAAUGUACCUUGACGACACAACCUUUGUCACCAUCGGAAAUGAAGUCAGCCGUCUUGAAUCCCCUCGCGAAUCCCCGGGAAUGCCCGAUGAACCUAUCCAACAAACCCCUGGCAGAAGCGUGCCGCAUAUCCAAGUCCAGAGUGGAUCUGAUCAGCGCGGUGUUACUCCUCCGAUCCCUUCGCCUUCUUUCACUGGGUUUCACUCUGCUCGAUCAUGGCAGCAAAUGACCCCUGGUGUUGAGCUCAGCCGCGAGCUUGAAGGUCAUACCCUCAUCGGAGGAGACACGCCAUCUGCUCUAGUCAACCGGGACGAGGAUCCUUCCGUGUUGUCAUACGCUUCUGCAAAUCAAUCCUUCGCAGAUGAUCAUGAGGACCAACAAAUGUCUGAGCAUCAAGAGCAUGAACGACAGGUUGUUAAUGAAAAUCUCAUGCGGCCUGGCGAGUCGGGUGGGAGCGGUCCUCAGUCUGGCUCACUUUUGUCCACCAUUGACCGUAACGGUAAUGAUGGUGCGUCUGAUUCGGAAUCUUUGUUUGUGAAAAGAGAUCCGAAGAGCGAAAAGCACAGUGCGACUCCCAAUAGCUCCUCCGAAUCGUGGAGAGAUCUUUUGAACAGAUUAAGAAGUGGACCAUCGGAGCCAGGCGAUUCACUCGUCGCCAGCGAAGGGGACAACAAUGAAGACAACAGCGGCGGCAACAACAACAACGAAGACAACAACAGCGAAGGCGACAUCAGUGAAGACAACAACAGUGAAGGCAAUCAGACUCCCGAGCGGUUGGAAGACAGUCUGCAGCACUCCUACCUGGACCUCAAUUUCUCGCCGCUUGACUCCCCACGGGCAUCCAACUCGCGCUCUCCCAACCCACUGAUGAGUGCCCAACAGGAUGCGCAGGCUCAAAAACAAGCCUCAUUCCCUUCGCCAUUUGAACAGGAUUCCCCCGCCACAUCUACUCGCUCCAAACUCUCCCAGCGGGUGCACGAAUCCGCCUCCGCCUCCCAAAUCCCCGCCUCCCAGGGAUCCGAAGUGAUUGACCUCACUUCCAGCCCGCGUGAAUCACCUGAACCCAGCGCCUCCAAAUCUGCAGUGUAUGGGAAGUCACAACGUGCAGAGGACAUUCCUCGCUCGUCUGGACGUCCACCCCGAGCUUCUACGGGAAGACUCCAACACAUGGUGGAAGUGAGCAUUAGUCCUUCCAGUCAGAAGAAGAAGCGCUCGUCACGAAAGUUCUGA